Molecule: messenger RNA, 1185 nt
Organism: Acanthosepion pharaonis
Lineage: Eukaryota; Metazoa; Mollusca; Cephalopoda; Sepiida; Sepiidae
Source: the annotation of a GenBank genome assembly
AUGGAACCUCUCGAUCUGAGUGUCCACUCAACCAAACGGCACCCUGAAGAACCUGGAACUUUUCAAGACCGCCCUCUCUGUUUGAUAAAAUACUGUGAAUGCCAAAAUGGCAGCCUGCACCCCCAUUUGCCUCUGCUGCACCAUGAACAUCAAAUCUCUUGCACAGCUGCAGCUGAUGGCUAUUUGUGGAGGAUUGAUGAUCUGACUAAGCAGCUGCAACCCCCAAGCGAGACCCUGAUUCCAUGCCACACCAGAGAGAUCUCUUCUACAGAGGAUCGUCAUCUCAACCGGCCCCAGUCUUGCCCGAUCACAUCAUCAGCUGCAAAGUGGUCUCGUCCUCAUGGUGCCAAUAAUCCCGGUAGCGAAAAUCUGCAAGACAGCAGGAACGACCCCAAGGUAGCCAAAGGCAUGUCGAAUCGGUCUUCUGGGCAGAAAGAUGCCGUUUCAACUCAUUCAACAUCGGAUGACAAAUACUCAAAGAAAUUGCCGGCAAGCGAUCACACCAAGAACAGCCAGCAGAUGAAGUUAUCUACAAACUACCAGGAAAAUAGCCAGAUGGACAGUGAGCCAAACGAAGUGGAAUCCCAGACGGUAUCCAAGACUUCUGGCACUGACCAAUGGGGUCCGCUAAGUCCAACCAGCUCAGUAAAUCGAGCACCAGAGAAUUAUUUGAACCUGAUGCACCAUCUAUUACAAGGGUGCGCUUCUGUAACCGACAUGUCCGUCUCAGUACGGAAUCAGCACAACAGCAGUAAUAAUAGUGCUUCUGCUGGUCAAUUGCAGCAUGACACUGACCAUUUGGAAAACAAUGGUCAGGACAAAGACGAGGAGACUGCAAUGGAACAGGAUGAUUCUAAUCAAGUUAACCACAGUCUCUUGGAUUCAAAAAAUAUUUCCUUUGAUGGUAAAAAUGAUGACACAAAUAAAGAAACUUCUGAAAACACUAACAACGACACCAAUUCUUCUGUGAAGAAAUCUCCUCAGACUGAUAUUAAAGCAGCCAACGUGACAAAGGUCAACGCUCUUGACUAUCUUAUUUCAAAAUAUUUAGUUCAGAAUGUCGACGUCCCUUAUAAGCCGUGUAACAGAAAAAUCCGAGAACUUUUAAACAGCGGAGAGACUAAAAUCUGUUUUAUGGAUCUGAUCGAACUCCAAAUAGAAAAAAGUUUUACUGUACCUGGUUAA